Messenger RNA from Selaginella moellendorffii, 409 nucleotides. RefSeq names its product dolichol-phosphate mannose synthase subunit 3-like. Gene Ontology annotation, biological process: GPI anchor biosynthetic process. Gene Ontology annotation, cellular component: endoplasmic reticulum membrane; dolichol-phosphate-mannose synthase complex. NCBI's taxonomy places the organism in Eukaryota, Viridiplantae, Streptophyta, Lycopodiopsida, Selaginellales, Selaginellaceae. Bases 52 to 321 code for a protein of 89 amino acids. The record is from RefSeq and is a predicted model, not a curated record. The transcript is spliced from 3 exons.
UGUGAGCGCCAAAAUUCGAUCUAGGGUUCUUGGGCUCGCGCGACGAGCGCCAUGAAGCAGGUGAUCAAGCUAGGCGCCAUCGCUGUUCUCGUCACCGCGCUGUGGCUCAGUCUACUCCUUCGAUCUGAUCUACCGGAUCGCGUAGCAAAAUUCGUUCCUUACCUUCCAAUUCUCGCGAUUUUUGCUUUGGGUUGCUAUGGCGUCGUAAUGGUUGCUUAUGGACUCCUGGUUUUUCCAUCGUGUCCCAAGGAGGCGAUUCUACUACAACAGGAUAUCAUCGAGGCAAAAGAUUUUCUUGAGAAGAAGGGGAUCGUUUUUUAGUAGUGGAGCGACAUGUGUUCUAACAGUCCGGAAACUUUGGUAUAACCUUUUCAAUGCUUUAAAGGAAACGAAUUUUUUUUUCUUCCUA